Thermothielavioides terrestris NRRL 8126 is the source of this 1601-nucleotide messenger RNA. RefSeq lists its product as uncharacterized. The transcript is spliced from 2 exons. Lineage: Eukaryota; Fungi; Ascomycota; Sordariomycetes; Sordariales; Chaetomiaceae. The coding region runs from base 126 to 1532 and encodes 468 amino acids. Gene Ontology annotation, molecular function: asparagine synthase (glutamine-hydrolyzing) activity. Gene Ontology annotation, cellular component: cytosol. The record is from RefSeq and is a predicted model, not a curated record.
GUACAGGGACAAGGUGAGUAGGAAGUCUUAGAGCGUGGUGAAGAGGGUUGGCUGGCUGGCUGACGUGGUCUCUCUCUGUGUGUGGCUGUGUGCAGCGCGAGCCGGAGACGCGGACCGUCGACGAGAUGGUGCUGGGCGUGCGCGAGCAGCUGACCGAGGCGAUCCGCCUGCGGCUGCGCGCCGACGUGCCCGUCGGCAUCUACCUGUCGGGCGGCAUCGACUCGUCCCUGGUGGCCGGCAUCGUGACGCACCUCGUUCGCGAGGAGGGCGCGCGGCUCGGCAACCAGGACGCGACCAGCCGCAUCUGCUGCUUCAGCAUCGAGUUCCCCGGCCAGGGCAGCUACGACGAGUCGGACGUCGCCGAGCGGACGGCCAACUGGCUGGGCGUGCAGAUCCUCAAGAAGCGCAUGGACGAGGCCACGCUGGCCGACAACUUCGCCGACUCGGUCUGGCACUGCGAGCACCACAACAUGAACCUGAACUCGGUCGGCAAGUUCGUCUUGUCCACCCUCCCUCGCGAGCACGGCUUCAAGGUCGUGCUCACGGGCGAGGGCUCCGACGAGCACUUCGCCGGCUACCCCUGGCUCAUCGGCGAGUUCCUGCGCGAGCCCGACCCGGCCAUGCCCGGGACCGAGCUGGCCCGGGACGCGGCGCUGCGCGACAGCCUGCGGGAGCGCGGCCGCAGGGAGUUCAUGGCGAUGGUGCAGCGGGAGCGGAGCCUGGGUUCGAGGAACCCCACCAACCCGGAGGCGUUCCGCGCCGUCAACGAGGUCAGGAUGCUGGGGCUGACGCAGGCGUUCCUGCCGCCGCCCGCCCUCUGGAGCUCGUGGGUGCGCGAGGCGUGGGCCGGCGCGGACCCUGUGAUGGCGCAGACCGCGGAGAUGCCGGAGGAGGCGAAGCAGAAGAUGCGCGAGACGUGGCACCCGCUGCACACGGCGCAGUACCUGUGGAGCCGGUCCCUGCUCGCCAACAUGCUGCUGACGUGUUUGGGCGAUCGCACCGAGAUGGCCCACAGCAUCGAGGCGCGCCCGCCGUUCCUCGACCACGUGCUGUCCGAGUACGCGAACGGGCUGCCGCCCAGCGUCAAGCUGGCCUACACCCCCGAGCGGGAGAACGAGGCCCGCAGCGGCGGGCUGCCGUGGGAGAACGGGAACGUCCUCGCGGACCUGUUCACGGAGAAGUGGAUCCUGCGGGAGGCGGGCAAGCCGUUCAUCACCCAGGAGCUGUACGAGCGCAAGAAGCAGCCGUACGUGGCGCCCAACCGGUGGCCCAAGGACGGGCCGCUGGACAAGAAGAUGAGGGAGAUCUGCACCAGGGAGGCGGUCGAGAGGCUCGGGUUUGUCGAUUACGAGCACGUGAAGGCGGCCAUGGACACGGCGUUCGGCGACGACGCGGACCGCGGGUCGUUCAGGCUGCUGCUCGCCGUGGCGGCGUGGGUAACGAUCAGUGAGCGCUUCGGCGUGCGGCGGGCCGAGCCGAGCGACCAAGCGAGGGGAGGAAACACCGAUGGAGGUCUGGGCGGGCAGGCAUGAUGAAUGACGAGCCCGGGACACAGAUUAGAAGGGGGGGAAAGGAGGGGGAGGUGGAGGAGGAGCCAAGAU